CCUUGUUGAUAAUACGGCGACAUUUUUAGAUUACAAUAGCAAUGGCAACAAAUCCUAAAUUUUGCAGUAUAUGUGAUCAACGCCAUAUCACUAAGCCCUCAACUGACUGGUGUUCAGAAUGUAACCAAGCUCUCUGUACCGAAUGCAAAGAAUUCCAUACAAUUUCAAAAGCUUCACAAAAUCAUUCAACGAUAGCGAUAUCAAAUUACUUAGCUCUUGGCUCCUCCCUUUCUCAAGUUGAGGGACACUGCUCUUUACACAACGACAAAUACCAAUUGUUUUGCCAAUCCCAUGACUGUUUACUGUGUCUUUCGUGUUUAGAGGAACACAUGAAGUGUGAAUGCGUCGUUCGUAUUAGUAAGUUAACCAAAGAUGUCAAAACAACCGAAAAUUUUGUAGACACUCAAAAGGGUCUAUCGGACGUCAUAUUAAAUCUUUCAAAAAUACAAAGUAAUCUUGAAGAGAAUUUAAGCGAUAUUCAGAAAAAGAAAGAAUCAGUUCUUCAAGAAAUAAUUCAGAUAAGAGAAAAGAUCGACAGCCAUCUGAAUCAAAUUGAAAACGCUCUGAAAACAGAAGUAUGUAAAUUAGUUGAUGAUCAGUGCAACACAAAUAUUGGCAAGACUUUGGAAGAGAUACAAAAUGAGAAAACGAAGAUGGAAAAAUUUCAGCAGCAGAUGGAGGACCUUAAUAAAUAUGGAUCAGAUUUCCAAGCGUUCUUUGGCUGGCGUGAGAUUUCAUCAAAAACGGAAACCACCUAUAAGUAUUUGCAGGCAUUAGGAGACAAUGGUAGUUUAGAUAAGGUGACAAUUUCUUGUACAAUUGAUAGAAAGAUUUCCGGAUUUAUAAAAGAAGCUAACAGUUUAGGUUCGAGUCAGAUACAGAAAAUUCCGAGCAAUAUUGUACUAGAGAGAUCAAAAGACAAACAGGCACAAUUAGUAGGCGUGAAAAAGAGUUCUAUCAAUGAUAUAAAGCUCAAAUUAAAACAUACUUUCAAAUUAGCUGAUGAUGUUACCGGAUGUUGUUUUCUUCCUGAUGGAAAGCUUGUUAUUUGCGAUCGUUCACGUAAUAACUUUGUAAAGAUAUUACAUCCACAUGGAGAAUUGAUGUUUGAAAUUUCCAUGUCGCCCAGUUAUGCUUUUGAUGUAACAUGUAUUGACCCCCAAACUGUAGCUGUAUCGUCAGACCAUAAUGUAUACAAGCAAAUAAAUUUCAUCAAUGUGGAUACAAAAUCGACGAAGUCAUUCCGUCCCGGAGUGAGAUGCUAUGGAAUUACACACAAAGAUGGAUCACUAAUGUCUUGCGUCGAAGGAAAAGGAAUACAAACUGUCAAUACCCAAAGUGGGGAAAGUACUACGAUUGUACCAUGUAAAUUAAUGUCAUGGUCUAAUUAUAUCGUUUUCAGUGACAAUAAAUUAUAUUAUACGAACAGAGAAGACCAUACCGUAACAUGUUGUGAUAUGGGAGGUAAUAUUAUAUGGACAUUUAAAGACGAAAAUGUUGUGAGGUAUCCUCGUGGUAUAGCAGUUGACAAUACGGGAAAUGUUUAUACUGUUAGUCAACAUACACUAAUUGUGUUGUCAGCAGACGGAAAACUAAGUAGACAACUUUUGUCAAAAGACGACGGACUUAAUGAUCCACGUGCAAUAGCUUAUGACAAGAUAAAAAAUCGUCUUUGCGUUGUAAAUUUGCGAAAUAACGGAUUUUUGUUUGACGUAACAUUUUGUGAAGAGAUUGAGGUAUGACUUAUUAUUUGGGUUUUUUCGGAUGAUGUUUUGUGUAUGUUAAUGGAGUUCUAUUUGAUUUAUCUCUAAUUUAUCUUUGUAAGAAUAAAAAUAGGUAGUUCCUUUA
Mytilus californianus (California mussel) is the source of this 1848-nucleotide messenger RNA. RefSeq lists its product as uncharacterized. Bases 42 to 1742 code for a protein of 566 amino acids. The transcript has 2 exons. Lineage: Eukaryota; Metazoa; Mollusca; Bivalvia; Mytilida; Mytilidae. Gene Ontology annotation, molecular function: zinc ion binding. The record is from RefSeq and is a predicted model, not a curated record.